CCUUUUUCCUUUUCUUUUUUUUUUUCCCGGUAAAUGAAUAUACCAUAUCAUUUGUUCUUUAUUUAGUUUCCAUUUAUAACACAUUUUAAAGGAUUUUUUGGGUUUUUAAAAAGAAGCAGAAAUGGGAAUUGGAAGCAGAGUUUUCGCCUCCAAAUCUAACCCGCUCGUCUUCCUACUUCCCUCCCUUGCUUCCACCCAACUCAGCUUCAAAUCAAUCCUCAACCGUACUCCGUCGCCGACGACGACCUUCAGGGUUCAACGAAUGGCCAGCAGAGCUUCUGCAUCCCCAUCUUCCAUCACAGGCGGCGACGACAACAACCGUCCUGCUCCAGCUGCAAAUGCGGAGGUCUCCGCUUCAUCCGCCAUCGAUUUCCUCUCCCUCUGCCACCGCCUCAAGACAACAAAAAGAGCUGGAUGGGUAAGGAGAGAUGUAAAGGAUCCAGAAUCAAUAGCUGAUCAUAUGUACAGAAUGGGAUUAAUGGCUCUUAUUGCUUCAGAUAUUCCUGGUGUUGACCGAGACAAGUGUAUUAAAAUGGCAAUAGUUCAUGACAUUGCAGAAGCCAUUGUUGGUGACAUAACCCCUUCAGAUGGGAUUUCAAAAGCUGAGAAAAGUCGAAGAGAGCAGGAAGCAUUGGAUCAUAUGUGCAAAUUGCUAGGUGGAGGAGCAAGAGCAAAGGAAGUAGGUGAGCUGUGGAUGGAGUAUGAGGAAAAUUCAUCCCCAGAAGCCAAAAUUGUGAAGGACUUUGACAAGGUGGAGAUGAUACUUCAAGCCUUAGAAUAUGAGAAUGGUAAGGCUACUUAUAAGAUCCUGUUAAGUAAGUAAUUUCACAUGGAAUCAUGUUCUAUAGUAACUUUUUUCAUUGAAUAUUUACUUUAAGAUUCUAAAUUUUGAAUAACAAUAAUAAAUUUAAGUUAUUGAAUUCUGAUUGCUUUGUUGUUUUAAGAUUUAUACUUGAUAGUUGUUCUUAUAUGAAAGUUGUUAAAUGUAAGGGAGUAUGAAUUAUAUGAAAGUUGCCCCAACCACCAUCACUGACAUUAAGAAUUUAGUUUGGUGGCCAAAAUAUUAUAGCGUUGUCUGCCGUUAGGCAGUUUGAUUAAGGUUUCAAGAUUCAAUUGUGUUAAUUUUGUAACAGAUGGCACCACUUUGCAUGUUUUUUAUGGCUUUAAUUAUCUUGUGAUUAUUUGAGAGACAUAAUCAGAAUGAUAUAAAUUAUCCUUCUGUCACCAUGCCCUAAUUCUUAUAGAUGAAUCACUAAUUCCUUGAUAUUUUAAAACCAUGGGCACAAAUGCACUCUUUUAGCCAGUAUCCUUAAACAGUUUUUGGAAUCUUUGGAUGGAGUAUAGCUUGAAAUUUUGUGUUUCAAUACUGAAAAUCCUGGGGGAUAAUAGAAUAUAAUAAUGGAUUUUUCUAAGGGCAUAGGUUAGGAGCACCUUUUUGCAAUCAAUUUGUAUAGGAAAAUGUAAAAGUAAACAUUAAUUUUAGUGUCAAUGCCAUGUGGAUAAAUUUAAUUAGACAGU
Messenger RNA from Rubroshorea leprosula, 1518 nucleotides. Lineage: Eukaryota; Viridiplantae; Streptophyta; Magnoliopsida; Malvales; Dipterocarpaceae. The record is from the annotation of a GenBank genome assembly.